GUGUGACCAUUCGAAAACUUUUCUUUAAGUGGCACCUGGAGAGUCUGCGGCUGCUGCGCAUAAAUACUCCUCCCUCUGAGGACGAGUUCAGUCCUGAGGGAGACGCUCACACACCAAGAUAAGGUUUUUGGGGAACCUGUGACAGUGUGGAUUAUGAACGCUUUUGGACACCAACCAUCGAGCCAGCAGCAGACCAGCCCUCUUCAGCACCACAGCGCGCAGGAGCUCCUGGACAUGGCCGUGUACUGCGACAACUACGGUGUGUACCAGCAGAACCUGCACCACCAUCACCCGCAGAGGCCGGCCACGCACGCCUCCACUUACGGCCUCGGAGAGUACACGUCCCCGUCCGCGAACCCCUACCUGUGGCUGAACGGACCCGGCAUCAACUCCUCUCCGUAUCUGCCCGGGAACAACAGCGCGUCCUACAUUCAGUCCGGAUACGGGUCGAACCACCAGAGGCAGUUCUUACCUCCUCCCACCGGCUUCGGUGGAGCAGACCUGAGCUGGUUGUCCAUCUCCAGCCAGCAGGAGCUCUUCAAGAUGGUCCGGCCUCCUUACUCCUACUCUGCCCUGAUCGCCAUGGCCAUACAGAACGCACAGGACAAGAAGUUGACUCUGAGUCAGAUCUAUCAGUAUGUGGCUGAUAACUUUCCUUUCUACAAGAAGAGCAAAGCUGGCUGGCAAAACUCAAUCCGACACAACCUGUCACUGAACGACUGUUUCAAGAAGGUGGCGCGGGAUGAGGAUGACCCCGGUAAAGGAAACUACUGGACGCUUGACCCCAACUGUGAGAAGAUGUUCGACAACGGGAACUUUAGGCGCAAGAGGAAAAGGAGAGCUGACAUAAGCGGAGCCGACACCAACUCUCUGCCCGUCAAGUCAGAAGACGGCGGCGCACACAAACUCUCAGACACCGCCAGCCUGCUGAGCUCGUCCCCGCCCAGCCUGCACGGCUCCCCGGCCUCCACUGACCCCAAGUCGUCGCCGUCUCCCUCCGCCGAGCACAGCCCGUGUUUCAGCAGCUUCGUGUCCAGCGUGAACUCGCUGCUGGCGGCCAGCGGCGGCGGCGGCGGCACCGAGGGCUCCCGCGCCGCAGAGCGGGACUACAGCAGCGCGAACCUCGGGGGAUUGUCCCACAACAGAGAGGGCAUGUCCGGACUGGGCUCCUACUCGCCCACUUUAAUCUCCGCUCCUUUGAACUCUGAAAACAACAGAAUGAACUAUUACACUUCAGUACAGAGCCUCUCCAACCAUUUCAGUGUUAAUAACCUCAUAUACAGCCGGGAAGGAACUGAGGUGUAGACGCUCUGUCUGAACUCUCCAAGUUUCUCACUGUACUGGAUGAUAAACUGCUGCCUUUAACUCAAGUUAAACAUCAGAAAACAUUUCAGUGUGACAG
Molecule: messenger RNA, 1402 nt
Organism: Solea senegalensis (Senegalese sole)
Lineage: Eukaryota; Metazoa; Chordata; Actinopteri; Pleuronectiformes; Soleidae
Gene: foxi1
Product: forkhead box i1
Exons: 2
Coding region: 154-1305 (383 amino acids)
Biological process (GO): anatomical structure morphogenesis; cell differentiation; regulation of transcription by RNA polymerase II
Molecular function (GO): RNA polymerase II cis-regulatory region sequence-specific DNA binding; DNA-binding transcription factor activity, RNA polymerase II-specific
Source: RefSeq, a predicted model, not a curated record